AUGCGCGUGAACGCAUCUAAAACGAAAUGCCUAGCGCUUUCUCGUUUUCGUGCCCGUUGCUCAAUUCUAAUUAACGGGGAGGCAGUGGAGCAGGUGGAGAAAUUCAAGUACCUAACAGUCGUAUUUACUAGUGAUGGAAAAUUAGAGAAGAGAUAUACCGGCGUAUUGAAGAAGUCAGUGGCGUUCUGUGUAUUUGCCCGAAACACUGUAACUGAAUCAGAGUUGAGUCUGAAAACUAAGCUCUUGGUGUUCAAGUCGAUCUUCAUCCGCAUGCUUACCUACGGUGAUGAGCCGUGGACAAUGUCAGAAAAGUCUCGAAACCGGGUACACGCAGCUGAAAUGGGCUUUCUAAGAGUCGCUGGCCUUAACGCCUCUCGACGUGGUCCGGAAUACUGA
This is a messenger RNA of Soboliphyme baturini, 396 nucleotides long. The record is from the annotation of a GenBank genome assembly. NCBI's taxonomy places the organism in Eukaryota, Metazoa, Nematoda, Enoplea, Dioctophymatida, Soboliphymatidae.